GCGUAUUAAUUCAUUUAUCAUGAUAGUGGUGUCUCUUCCCUCAUUCACUGCCAUUGACAGAGAUAUACGUCCAAUCCUUUUUAACUGGUUUCGGCCUAUCGCCGUCAAUGGCAGCCAAUAGUUAAAACUUCAGGCAAAAAGCAUUGUUAUUAUCACAGGUGCGAAUACUUAAAAACGCAUCCGGAAAAAUCGAAAGCGAACAGACCAAGUAGUCGCUGGGCCGGUCCGAGAACUACAGGAACGAUGUGAUUGGUCAGAAUAUAUGUCAAUCAUCCGCUGCGUUACGUUGCACUGCAGCUAGCAGCCAGUGUAGAUACUCAUACUUUGAAUGAAAGUCGUCAAGUGUUCCACACUGAAACCUCCACCGUCUGGCAAUAUAUGAACACAUCCAAUACUGCAUUUGUUCGCUGGUGUGUGCAUCCAACGCGAGUGUUUUUCCAGUGCUAGACAUUGACUUUGACAACAUUUUCGAGAAAAAGGGUCGGGACUGCGUGUGGUCAUGCAGCGGCUUACGUCGCGGCGCUUUGCCGGGCUGCUUGCAGCCGUGCUGUCCGUGCUGCUUGUGCAGUGCCGGGCGGACGGCGGCGGCGGCCCCAACCUCGCCGAAAGGGUUAUCUGGGCUGUCAAUGCCGGGGGAGAAUCGCACGUUGACGUGCACGGGAUUCACUUCAAAAAGGAUCCUUUGGAAGGCAAGCUAGGAAAAGCAUCUGAUUAUGGAAUGCGCCUGCCAAUCCUUCGCUCCAGUCCUGAGGAUCAAGUACUCUACCAAACGGAGCGCUACAACGAAGACACAUUUGGAUAUGACAUUCCUAUACGAGAGGAAGGGGACUAUAUACUUGUAAUGAAGUAUGCAGAGGUUUACUUUGCUCAGUCACAACAAAAGGUGUUUGACGUUCGAUUAAAUGGUCACGUUGUGGUAAAGGACCUCGAUAUUUUUGAUCGAGUGGGCCAUAGUACAGCACACGAUGAAAUAGUGGCCUUCUCCAUUAGACGUGGCAAGCUGAGUGUGCAAGGAGAGGUGUCGACCUUCAACGGCAAGCUUACGGUGGAAUUUGUAAAGGGCUAUUAUGAUAACCCUAAAGUCUGCGCUCUCUACGUGAUGAAGGGAACCCCAGAAGAUGUACCGAAACUCCAACCUCACCCUGGCCUGGAGAAGCACGAGGAAGAGGAGGAAGAUGAUGAAGACGGAGAGGGAGGGGAAGACGUCGGCAAGAAGAAACUUCCCCAGGAUUCCAAGCCCAGGGUCCAGUCGGGACCCCGAACACCGAACCCGUACGCUGCCGACAACAGCAGCCUAAUGUUCCCCAUUUUGGUGGCGUUCGGCGUCUUCAUCCCCACGUUGUUCUGCCUCUGUCGGCUGUGAGAGCACCGGACGAACAUGAGACUAUGACAGGUGAGGGUUAAGGAGGGGGGCGUUAAAUAGGCGCAGCGUACAAACGUCUCGGAGGGAAUACGGACCACGGAGGACGAUAAAGACAAAAAACACAGGAGGGGGCGAGAGACGGGAAGCAGAGUCAGUGUUUGCUGUUCAGUCUGCUUUCAACGACAUUCUUCAUCCUUUCAUUUGGCAGAUGAAGUCUUCAAAAAGCUCGGCAAACGUGUGCUCGCCAGUUUCGGUCGGGGGCGCAUUCAUCACUUUACAGUGUUUGCACGCAGCGUGGCUAAAACACUUUGCUUUGUUUCGUACACUCAUCAUCUGACUACACGUCCACAUGAGAUGGGAAUACAGCAACCAUUUUCCAUUUCUCUCCCUGUGUUUAUGCAUCUAGUUUUACCAUCCUCUCACCUGCUAUGGAAAUAUGUUUAAGCAUUUAUUUAAUAUCCUUGAUAUCCAGCUCAAAGUUGAUGUACUAUUACAUGCUUUAUUUUCUUAAGGAAAAAAAAAACAAUUCAGUGCACUACUUGAGUGGCUUUAUUUUUUUUAAACCCAUGACUACUGUACAUUUUUGCACACUAGGACAAUUUGGGCAUGGUAAGACAAGUUACAAGUGGUUGGGCAGCAAUGAUAUGGACAAAGUGAUAAAUAGGAAUAUUUUUAUCCAUAUAGUAAUCUCAAUUAUUUACUACAAUAAAAACAUUUGGAUUUUCACGUUUACAGUUUGUAGCGUGAACCAAAACUUUUAAAAAGAAUUACGUGUCAUUUUAGAAUGUUGUAUCAUUUUUAAAAAAUGCGCUAAACUAGUCCAGAAAAUGAACGUUUAUCUCGUUCACUUUUUUUUUCUCCGCCGUCACUUAAUACAGGGUGCUCGCUUGUUAUUUAGCCUGCUUCGUGAAACCUUAAUAAUGCUGUCCUACUGAUGGUUGGCUUAGUCCAGAUUAGAUGUGCAGCAGAGCCAGCAUUAUUUAAAUGCAAAAAUCACCAAUGAUAUGUUUGCCAUAGUAAGGCAAAACUGGAAUAGUUGAUAGCUGCCUAAUACUAGAAUUUCUAGUUAAGCACUAGACCUUAACUAGUACAACUCUAUAAUGUUAUGAGCAGUGUGGCUUUAAGAAAAUAGUUAUUCAAUAUCCUUGAUCUCCAGCAUUUACUGCCUCACUACUGGGACAACUACAUGUUUCUCAUGGGCAUUUUAGGUGCUUCUAUGGGGCUACUUGCGAAUGACACAUGAGUAAAACACUGUCAAAAAUAAAACUUUCUAUUAGUCAUCAGGGUGAAAGUGUGGUCCGAACCUCCUAAAACCACCGAAAUGCAAAGAAAAGUGCUUUUGGCAUAGUUAUACCUAGGCAUGUGCUGGUAUGAGAUUCUGACGGUAUAAUAACCUUCACAGUAAAUAAAAUAUCGCGGUAUUGCAAUUACAGCUCUAAAACGUUUUAUUUUGAGAUUUCUGGAUUACAAAAAAAAAGUUUUUCUUAUGUACAUAUAUUUUUUAUAAAACAACAUAUUAGCAAAUUGGAAUAUAAGUAAUGGUAAAUGAAAACCAAGAAAAAGGGAAAUAUUCUAAAUAAAAUUAAAUUGACAUGCUAAUUAGCCAUGUUAUCUGCCUCGUUAACAAGCUUACGUUACAGUAUUUUUUUACCACUGCUAGUCAGAAACGUUCAUGACAGCGUUUACUCACUCCCCGCAAACAUGUUUUACAUGUCAGUUGGCUCACCUAAUCUUGUACCCGAAGUAUUCCCAUACCAGCAACUUCGUUUUCAUCGAAGGGGGGGGGGCGAAGGUUAAUUUCUUUCAUGUCCUCAAGCCAAGUGCAGCACAGCUGACUCACUGACACUGAGCAACAACUUGAGGGGGAGGGGUGAGCCCUGCAUUUUUGGGACAUAAAAAAUAACUAAUGCUGUAGGGACGGUAUGAUGGAAAAAUUUUGCGGUUUUGAAACCUUGACAUUCUCAUACGGUAUACCUUGAAACCGGUAACCGGCACAUGCCUAGUUAUACCUAUAACCUAUUACAAAUUCAUUAGACGACUGUAUUACACUUACUCUAAUAAGGUAUACUACAUGAGAAACUUUUUCAUUCAAAAUUGUAUUUUUUUCCAAUGAUGCGCAAAAUAAGUUAAAACACCAGUAACCUCAACCACCAUCUCCUGCUUUUUAUUUUCCCUCGUUUCCGUGCAUCUAAAUGCAAAACCUCAAUUUGAACUCCUUUAGAACCUAACAUAAGAACAUUGGAGGUAAAUUAAAAUUGAAGAUAAUGUAAACAUUUACUUUAUAAAUAAGCAACUUAAAAUAAGUCCAAAUGACUCUAAAAUAUAUUCCAUUUCAAUGUGCAUAAUGUACAGUGCCUUGCAAAAGUAUUCGGCCCCCUUGAACCUUGCAACCUUUCGCCACAUUUCAGGCUUCAAACAUAAAGAUAUAAAAUUUUAAUUUUUUGUCAAGAAUCAACAACAAGUGGGACACAAUCGUGAAGUGGAACAAAAUUUAUUGGAUAAUUUAAACUUUUUUAACAAAUAAAAAACUGAAAAGUGGGGCGUGCAAUAUUAUUCGGCCCCCUUGCGUUAAUACUUUGUGGCGCCACCUUUUGCUCCAAUUACAGCUGCAAGUCGCUUGGGGUAUGUUUCUAUCAGUUUUGCACAUCGAGAGACUGACAUUCUUGCCCAUUCUUCCUUGCAAAACAGCUCGAGCUCAGGGAGGUUGGAUGGAGAGUGUUUGUGAACAGCAGUCUUCAGCUCUUUCCACAGAUUCUCGUUUGGAUUCAGGUCUGGACUUUGACUUGGCCAUUCUAACACCUGGAUACGUUUAUUUUUGAACCAUUCCAUUGUAGAUUUGGCUUUAUGUUUUGGAUCAUUGUCCUGUUGGAAGAUAAAUCUCCGUCCCAGUCUCAGGUCUUGUGCAGAUACCAACAGGUUUUCUUCCAGAAUGUUCCUGUAUUUGGCUGCAUCCAUCUUCCCGUCAAUUUUAACCAUCUUCCCUGUCCCUGCUGAAGAAAAGCAGGCCCAAACCAUGAUGCUGCCACCACCAUGUUUGACAGUGGGGAUGGUGUGUUCAGGGUGAUGAGCUGUGUUGCUUUUACGUCAAACAUAUCGUUUUGCAUUGUGGCCAAAAAGUUCAAUUUUGGUUUCAUCUGACCAGAGCACCUUCUUCCACAUGUUUGGUGUGUCUCCCAAGUGGCUUGUGGCAAACUUUAAACCAGACUUUUUAUGGAUAUCUUUGAGAAAUGGCUUUCUUCUUGCCACUCUUCCAUAAAGGCCAGAUUUGUGCAGUGUACGACUGAUUGUUGUCCUAUGGACAGACCUUCCCACCUCAGCUGUAGAUCUCUGCAGUUCAUCCAGAGUGAUCAUGGGCCUCUUGGCUGCAUCUCUGAUCAGUUUUUUCCUUGUUUGAGAAGAAAGUUUGGAAGGACGGCCGGGUCUUGGUAGAUUUGCAGUGGUCUGAUGCUCCUUCCAUUU
Messenger RNA from Corythoichthys intestinalis (scribbled pipefish), 4822 nucleotides. RefSeq names its product malectin (gene mlec). NCBI's taxonomy places the organism in Eukaryota, Metazoa, Chordata, Actinopteri, Syngnathiformes, Syngnathidae. The coding region runs from base 500 to 1363 and encodes 287 amino acids. Gene Ontology annotation, molecular function: carbohydrate binding. The record is from RefSeq and is a predicted model, not a curated record. The transcript has 6 exons. Gene Ontology annotation, cellular component: membrane.